UGAUCAGAAAUUGCCACGGCGAAAACAUUAAAUUGGCAUAAAAGAACUAUUUCGAAAAGUUACAAUAUCUCUGUGAAUUAUUCUCAAAUCCUGGCUGACAAACUUCAGACAAAGGCCUUUUAUCCACAGCAAAAACAGCACUCCAAUCAGAUAUGCAAGCCGAACAUAAUCUUGACGAGCACGCCCAAUGGAAGCAAAUCCAACAGAACACCUUUACUCGCUGGAGCAAUGAGCAUCUGAAGAGCAUCGGUAGUUCCAUAGAUAAUUUGGAAACGGAUCUGUCCGAUGGCCUGCGUCUGAUUGGCCUCAUCGAGGUGCUGUCGCAGAAGCAACUGCCUCCACACAAUAAACGAACCACAUUCCGUAGCCAGAAAUUGGAGAACGUAUCGAUUGCACUGCAAUUUCUGCAGGAUGAGGGCAUUAAAAUUGUUAACAUCGGUAACUUAUCCAUGACUAGACCUCAGUCCAGUUCCAGUUCCUCAACAAUCCAAUUUCCAUUCACAGACUCUUCGGAUAUAGUCGAUGGCAAGCUGAAGCUUAUAUUGGGCCUUAUAUGGACGCUCAUUCUGCACUACUCGAUAUCGAUGCCCGUGUGGGAGGGCGAUGAGGAGAAGCCAUCGACGGAAACGGGUCAAACGCCCAAGCAACGCCUGCUGGCUUGGAUACAAAUCAAGAUACCCGGCAUGCCCAUCAAUAAUUUCACCAAAGACUGGACCACGGGCAAGCCGGUGGGCGCUUUGGUGGAUGCCAGCGCCCCUGGCCUGUGCCCCGACUGGGAACUCUGGGAUCCCGAUAAUUCCGUGCAGAAUGCCACCGAGGCUAUGCAACUGGCUGACGAUUGGCUGGAUGUGCGCCAGCUGAUCAGGCCGGAGGAACUAGUUGAUCCCAAUGUGGAUGAGCAAUCCGUGAUGACAUACUUGGCCCAAUAUCCCAAUUGCAAGCUAAAGGAUGGCGCCCCAUUGCGCCCCAAAUCGGAUCCCAAUAGCAUUCCUAUCGUUGAACCCGUGACACCUGUGAUUGAUCCUGAACCCGUGAUCCCGGUAGUGGAGUCUCCUGUCGUUGAAAUUGUGCCCGCUGAGGUUUAUCCUGGCAUUGAAUCUGUUCCCGCCGAAGUUUAUCCUGGUUUUGAAUCUGUACCAGCUGAGGUUUAUCCCGGCAUUGAAUCUGUACCCGCUGAGGUUCAUCCUGGCAGUGAAGUAGAGCCUCCGCAGUUUUAUCCCAGCAUUAGACCCAAUGCUCCUUUGGUUGGUGAAUCUGCCAUAGUAACUCUUGAUACGUUUGCCAUACCAGAGGCAAAUUAUGUCACGGAAAUCGGAAAGCUUUACGAGGGUGUUAGUUAUUUGUUUACUGGGCAAAUUUUACCGGAGGCACACGGAUUCGCCAUAAACUUCGUGUAUGACAGUCAGACUCGUGAUGUGGCUCUGCAUAUCAAUCCACGAUUCGGCAAGCAAUAUGUGGUGCGGAACACCAGAAUACGUGGCACAUGGGGCCGUGAGGAAACCCACUCCGUGAUACCUUUCCCUUUCCGGCAGGGCGAAAGGUUCGCCGUUCAAGUGCUCGUCACACAGAACUGUUACUUGAUAUCGUUAAAUGGCCAUCACGUGGAUCAUUACAUGCAUCGUCAUCCUUACGGCACAGUUCGUUUCCUUGACGUCGAAGGCGACGUGGAGGAUGUGCUCAUACAUCGUUCCGAGGUUCGGGGCUAUCCACAUCGUUUUCUCGAAUUGGCGCCUCCACCACACGUACAGUAUGAUAUACAGCCCAUGCUUUACUUUGCCGAUGAUGUGGCUGAAGUGGGACCACUGUGCGAGGCAGAUAGUUUUCUCUUCAGCGGCCGGAUCGAUGCCAGGAGUCAGGAACUCGAGAUUAGCUUCCUAUAUGCGAAUGAAACAAGGGAUGUUCCGUUGCACAUCAAGUUCCACUUUAAAAAAAAUCAUCUAAUACGUAAUAGCAGAGCACGCAAAUCGUGGAACCGAGAAGAGAUUUCCAGCCCAAUACCCGUGCACCGAGGUGAACGAUUUGCCGUCCAAGUGCUCGUGACAAGCGACUGUUAUCUGAUAGCGAUAAAUGGUCAACACUACGCCCAGUAUGUCCAUCGCAUGCCCUUUGAUGCGGUUGCCCUCAUCGAGGUCAAGGGAGGUGUGCAGGAUGUUCAGAUGCAUCGCAAUACGGUGCGGGACUAUCCACAGGGCACACUACAAAGACAACUCUUGUGAACAUUUUAAUUUAUAGUAUAAAGGCAUAGUCUCACAGUUUAAAUUUAAUAGGUGGAUUUUUUUAAAAUACAAUUUCUAUUUAAUUUAAUUGUAAAAAAGUAAUAAAAUUGAGUAUAUUUAUACAGAUUUUAAAGUAAA
Messenger RNA from Drosophila montana, 2354 nucleotides. RefSeq lists its product as uncharacterized. Gene Ontology annotation, molecular function: actin filament binding; carbohydrate binding. The record is from RefSeq and is a predicted model, not a curated record. The transcript has 7 exons. Gene Ontology annotation, biological process: actin cytoskeleton organization. NCBI's taxonomy places the organism in Eukaryota, Metazoa, Arthropoda, Insecta, Diptera, Drosophilidae. The coding region runs from base 153 to 2216 and encodes 687 amino acids.